Messenger RNA from Stylophora pistillata, 676 nucleotides. RefSeq names its product N-alpha-acetyltransferase 25, NatB auxiliary subunit. Gene Ontology annotation, biological process: N-terminal peptidyl-methionine acetylation. Gene Ontology annotation, molecular function: protein binding. Gene Ontology annotation, cellular component: cytoplasm; NatB complex. The record is from RefSeq and is a predicted model, not a curated record. NCBI's taxonomy places the organism in Eukaryota, Metazoa, Cnidaria, Anthozoa, Scleractinia, Pocilloporidae.
CUGAGAGAGCAUGUGAGCCGAAUGCAACAUGGCUUCCCGCCAUGUCGAUGUCAACGAGCGUCGGCUUCGUCCCGUUUAUGAUGCUUUGGACAGCAUGAACAACAAACUGGCUAUCCAACUCGCAGACAAAAUUUUAAAGAAACAGAAAGACCUGUACUGCGCCAAGGCUCUUAAAGGACUGGCUUUACUGCGAUCAGGAAAAACUGCUGACAGCGAGACUAUUAUGGAGGAAAUUAUGGAAGCGAAACCGGCGGACGAUCCCACGCUCCAGGCAAUGACAAUUUGCUACAGGGAGAUGCAAAAACCUUGUCCAUACAUUGUCAGUACAGUCACCGAGAAACAGACACCGCGGAAAUACGUUUUCGUCACGUCACAGUAACUGGUCAGUGGUCAUCAACUUUAGGCUGCCAAGUGCUUCCAUAUGUUUGUAGACUGAGUUCAAUGAAGACAUUGGCCUUUUGUGUGGUUUUAAGUAGGAAAAUAUGCAUGAUACUUCUCCUUGUUUGUUAUAUUUGAUCCUUUGAAUGGGUUUUUAAUACUAAAACCCCGUCUUAACAAUUAGCGGUAUAGGGGAGUCAUUUUGUUUGGAGUUGUGUGCUGUUUGCUGACUUAGACUGGCCGUCCAGUUAGGAAGUGUGAUCUUGGUUCUUCAGUCGCCCUCACCUUCAGAAUUGUC